ACACACCAGUUCGGCUUAGUUUGUUUGUUUUUGGAUUCCUUUAAAGUUCAUCCUCCCAACCAUGCACACAUUUUGACUAUAUUUAACUAGGCCUACAAGCCUGCCACAUUCAUCCUAUGUAUUAUAUUCAUACAAAUAGGGAUGACCAAAUGUACCAUAUUCAAACUUUUUUUUCGAAGGACAAAGUGUUAUCCUUCAUUAGAAUGACUUUCCUGGAAAAAAAAUGUAAAUGUUACAAAUUUGAGUUUGCCCACUAAUUUCUGCGGAACAAUUGCAAAGUAAACAACGUCUGGCGGGAAACUUCCAUAUGGGCAAUGUUUACAUAAAGCCAUGGCUCUGAAGGCCAGUGGUCCAUCCGCGGUAUAUGCAAACUAAAAAUGGGAGGGUAUGGUGGGUUUCUUUCGCCAUAAAAAACGCAUUAUAGUGAGAAAAUCCAGAACACAUCGCAGUGUUUUUCAGUUGAAAUCGUCAACCCACUCCAGGUCUCCUAAGAUUUUCAGUUUGAGCAAUGGGAAACAACAGCACAGCAUCGUCUCCCUCAACCAACAGCAAUGGAUCCCUGGUUGCCAGUAACGAUGGCGCCGCAGCGUCUUUUUGGGUUCACAUUUUUGCAAUGGGUAGCCUUGAUGGGAUAAUUACCCAGUGUCAAGCAGAGAUCGAAACUAUGGUGUGGGUAGGACUCAAGUCAUUUUUUCUUGUGACAGGCCUUCUUGCUAAUGCAGGUUUGUUGUGGAUUCUGCUGAGUCCCAAGAAGCCACUGUCCCACCCUGAAGUGCUCGCCCUGAACCUCUCCGUCCUGGACAUGCUGUCCUGCUUCUGUUUACCGCUAGAAAUCUACGAACACCUCUAUAUAGGCCUACUCUCCGAGCAGCUCCUCUCAGUGAUUGACGCGCUGAGAAUGCCCAAACUGGUGGGCUGCCCGCUGCUGUUGACGUUCAUGUGUGUGGAGCGUUACCUGGCCGUGGCGCGCCCCGUGGCCUACAUGCAUCUAGGGAAGUGGGAGUACCGCGCCGCCAUGUGCGCCUGUGCCUGGGUCGUCACCCUGGCCGCAGCGCUGCUAGCCUAUUUCCACAGGGUGUACUCCAUGAUCGUGUACUUGGCCCUCAGCAUAUCUCUGCUGUUCUUGCUCAUGCUGCUCUGUCUGGUGGGCAUCGUGCGUGUGCUUCGUCAGAGCGGACCAGGAGGGGGUUCCGCAACCAACGGGGCACUAAAGAGGAGGGCUAUGGAAAAUGUUCUGGCCGUGAUGGUGCCAGCGCUACUGGCGUAUGCUCCUCUGGUGCUGAUGGUCCCCCUCCUGGCUGUCAUUCAAUUUCACCUCAAAGGGGAUUUGAAUCUUGAGCUAUGUCAACUCCUGUGUGUUCUCCCGGUAUUCCCCAACUUCGGCAUUUACAUCGGACCAACUUUCUACCUGUCCCGUGUCAGACUAUUGCUUUGCUCGAAGAGGAAUGACAAAGGACGUGAGCAAAUUACGACAAGUUUCAAAACACAGGACGAAUAG
This is a messenger RNA of Gadus morhua (Atlantic cod), 1498 nucleotides long. Its product is annotated as allatostatin-A receptor. Gene Ontology annotation, molecular function: G protein-coupled receptor activity. The record is from RefSeq and is a predicted model, not a curated record. Lineage: Eukaryota; Metazoa; Chordata; Actinopteri; Gadiformes; Gadidae. Gene Ontology annotation, cellular component: plasma membrane. Gene Ontology annotation, biological process: positive regulation of Rho protein signal transduction; phospholipase C-activating G protein-coupled receptor signaling pathway. The coding region runs from base 509 to 1498 and encodes 329 amino acids. The transcript is spliced from 2 exons.